Molecule: messenger RNA, 4727 nt
Organism: Anopheles stephensi (Asian malaria mosquito)
Lineage: Eukaryota; Metazoa; Arthropoda; Insecta; Diptera; Culicidae
Product: sorting nexin-13-like
Exons: 10
Coding region: 254-4210 (1318 amino acids)
Cellular component (GO): early endosome
Molecular function (GO): phosphatidylinositol binding
Source: RefSeq, a predicted model, not a curated record
AUGUCCCAAAAACCGUUAACAAUUUUAAAUCCGCACCAUCGAAGCCCAACUGUCACCUGUCAAACGCUGUAUGACAGCUGAUCCGCGAACGGACCUGCCGCCACAUCAAAGUCCAUCAAAACAUCGCAACAUAUCGAUGCUUUCCAUCACGUUCACCGUCACCGCCUGCCCGCAAGUGUUUGAAUCAUCUACGGAAAGCACAGUGUAGAAUGGUUUUCAUCGAGACGUAGCUGGCCCCCGGGGGAAUCAAAGGAUGGAGUUCAAGUACGCCAGCUGGAUAGCGCUCAGCGUCGCUGUGUCGAUCAAUCUGUUCGGAGUGUUCUGGGUCACGACGAUGGUUAUCGGUUUGGUGCUAUUCUUGCUCGGGUUUCUGACCAUACUGUACUUACAGCACAGCGAUCUGGACAAAUUCCUCGACAGUGGGCUGCUGGAGAAUCCACUGGACGAACCUAAAUCGUUGGGACUAAGCAUCGUUUGUGACCCUAAGCCCGGUAAUUUGCUGCUCAUUUCGCCCAACAUCAAAGUGCAAACCGAAUCGAACCGUAAUGCGAAAGCGCACAACCAGCACCAUCCGCCGGGGGCGGGCGAUUCGUCCGCGACCGGGGGCGCCGGCAAUCGCCGGCGCAACUUUCUCGAUGCCGGAAUCGAGCUGCUGUUCAAGAAGCGCGAACCGCGCACCGGCGCCAGCGAACCACCGGCCAAGUCAAACACAAUCACGGACCACCUUAUGCACCGUGGCCACCAUUUGCACUUCCACCAACGGGACCAUCAUACCAUUCUAGAUAACAGUCCGGAAGGUGGGCCGGCUCAUCCGAUGGCGACGCAGCCCCCACCCAAUCGGCCAUCGCCCGGGGAGGAACGUACCCGCUGGAGACCGUUCGAGAGCAUUAAAAUACACACGGACAAGCGGGCAGCUGGAGCGGACCACGAACCGGACAAGCAUCGGAGUAAAAAAGAUGUAGGUAAUGUUUCCAUCGGAGAAGAGGUAUCGGUAGCGUCCACGCCACUGUCCUCGUUUAAAUCGUACCUCACGCACCCUACGGACAUUCUGCUGCACCACCAGCACCGGCAAGACACACCGCCCGGUUCGCCGAGGAAGAAAAAGAUCCUCAGCGGUAACAAACCGAUCGACAAGCUGAUCCACACGAUCCUCGACUACGUGGUGCGUGAUUUCAUCGAUUCCUGGUACACCGUCGUGUCGGACAAUCGGGAUUUUUCCGAGUGCAGCAUACGCACCAGCAUCGAAACGCUCAUCCUGCAAAUCUGCCAACGCGUCCGGUCCGUCGAUCUGCUUCCCCUGAUGACGACCCGCCUGAUCGACGAUCUAGCGAAGCACACGCGCUUCUAUCGACUAGCCACCCAGGAGGUGGCGACCGGUGCCAACAGCAAAAAAUCCUCCACCGGCACGGACCCGAAACGCUCGAAGCUUCACGAGAAGCUGUCUCCCCAGCGGCGCAACCUCAAGGUGGAAGGGCACCGGCGAAACAAGAGCGAAACGGAUCUUACCUGGCAGCUGGGCAACGCGGCCCUGCAGAAGAAUGUGGCCAACUCCCGGUUCUACAGCGUACCGGCCGACGAGCAGUCGUCGGUCGAUCCGGAAACGAUGCUCCUACACUCGUUCUUUGGCUUCUGCGAAGAGUACCGCAGUGAGUGUAUGGAUCCGGAGGCGCUCAACGAGUACCUCAGGCAGGUGUCCGAAACGGUACUGUACUUCGUGCUGCCGGAGGAGGACUUUAACUGCCUAACGUUGCGCACCUUGCUGUGCAAUCUGCUCGCGAACAGUUUGCUGAAGCCCAUGCUGAACACGCUCGCCGAUCCGGACUUUAUCAAUCUGCAGAUUGCGAAACAAUUCACCAAGGAUCCGCCGGCGGGCGAGUUUCUGCUGAAGAUGAUCCGCCAGUCGACGGAUCUGUCGGAGCUGCGGGCCUGCCGGCAGCUGAUUACCAAAGAGAUGGACGCAAAGUACAAGGACAGCAGCUGUAGUGCCGAGCUGGCCAGUCUCAAGUACACGCAGAAGCUGAUCGAUCUGCGAAUUAGCCAUCUGCAGAACAACAAGAAUGACUUUGGCAAGACGGAACGGGAUAAGGCGUCGACGAAUUUACCACAGCUCAGCCUGGACGACAUACUGCGGAAGGAGCUGGCCGUGUUCUACUAUCUGGACUAUCUUAGUGUAUUAAAUCUGCAAAAGUAUGUGAUAUUUUAUCUCACCGCUCAAGAAUGGAAAAUUAGCACCAGCCAAUGCUUCUCCGAGAUGCAGGUAAACAAGUCGAAGCUGAGCCGGGAGGAGCUGCUGCGAAGCAUCCGGGAGAAGGCGAGCACACUGUAUCAAGAGUAUCUGCAACCCUCCUCGCCGAACUACCUAAACAUCGACCCGGGGCUGAUCGAGGCGCUCAACUUCCGGCUGAACGAUCCGUCCAUCCAGCCGGAAAACACGUGGUUCGAUUCGAUCUGCAAGUACAUCUACGAGAAGCAGAAAAACGAGGAAGUGUUCCUGAACAACUUCUACCAGAGUGUGGCCUACAAGCAGCUGCUGCGCGAGCUGGACUUUCACAGCGCGCACGAUCCGGACCUGCCGUCGCUCGAGCAUUUGACCGUGUUCGGUGGGCUGGGGCUGCAGGGUGAUAGCGCAAGCGACACGAACAGCGGCGACAUUCGGUUCGACGAGACGGAUGAUGAUGAGGACGCAGCGAGCCUGACCGCGCCCACCCUUCACGGGCCACCGAUUACGGUGGACAUUAGGGAGGAGCACGAUGUGAGGGCUGGCCUGCCGGUGCUGAAGAAACCGUCCCCUUCCAGCCUGUUUCCCACGACCGUCAGUACGAUCAAGCAUGCCCGUUCGCACAGCGACUGUACCGGGAUGUUUGCGGCCAUUAACGAUCUCAACAUCGAGCAGCUCCGCCAAUCGUCCGACUGUUCGAGCAACGAUUCGGGGAACGAGGCGCCAACCGCCGUGUUGCCCACGAGCAGGCGCAUUCCCGCACCACAGCUACAUGCGGAUGAAGCGAGCUUUCAGGGCCAUACGGGACAUCACCAACACCACCACCACCAGCAGUAUAAACACAAACUGUCCGCUCGGAUCAUUAACACGGCGAUCCACUGCGAGGGCCACUACGCGGUGUACGCCAUCCAGGUGCACGUGAUCGAGGACAAUCACCACAAGAGCUGGCACAUCUAUCGGCGCUACUCGAAGUUCCUGGAGCUGAAGAAGCUGCUCGUGAAGCGCUUCCCGGCCCUUGAGCGGGUCCCAUUUCCCGCGAAGAAAACGUUCCAAAACACGCAGCGGGCCGUGCUGGAACAUCGGAUGGAGAUACUGAACCGCUUUCUGGCGGAGGUGUGCGCGAAAGCGGAACUGUCCGAGGAGAUGAUGGCGAUCAUCCGGAACUUUCUCGAGCCGGACACGGACGAUCGCAAGAUGCACGGUGGACCGGUGGUGAAGACGAUCGAAAGUCUCAAGUCGGGCAUGAGCAAGAUCCGCAACAUGCCGGACACGCUCGUCGGUGGCAUUUCGCGGAUGUUUGUGAGCAAGAGCUCGCUGAAGGAGCGCAGCUUCUACGACAUCCAGGACAUUCCGACGCUCGAGCUAAAGCAGUCCGAGUAUCCGGCGCUGGCCUCGGCACUUAACCUGCUGGACGAAGUGUUUGAUCUGCAGAACAAAUCGCAGUGGUUGCGCCGCGGGCUGAUUAACCGGUUGCUCGGUGCGCCCUGGGUUAGUCAUGCGACCAACAAGCGCAUCAUCCAAACGGCCAGCAGUCUGCUUGCGCCGGACAAGCUUGAGGCGGUUCUAUCCUCAAUAUUGAACAACGUUUGGCCGGAAGGCGAUCGGUUCAAUCCAACCACACCGCUGCGCGAAGACAGUACCCGGCUGCGCACGAAACUGGCGGCCAAAAUUUCCCUCUUCGCGCUGCUUUCCGACGAUCUGAAGCAUGUGGUCGGGUCGGUGACGUGCAACAGCGGUCUGCUGAGCUUCUUCCAGAUGCUGCAGAACCGGAAGCUAAACACCCGGCUGCUGCUGAUCCUGUUCAACCGGCUGCUGGUGGUGAUCCUGCAGACGGAAAACAUAACCAAGCACGCUCUACUAUCCGGCGGGCCCGGCGGCACGAACGCAGGUGAACGGACGAACGGGGCGGACGAUACGGCAACGGCGACGAUACGCAUCGGCACACCGGCACUGGUGUGCUCCGGGUCGCGUAAAGCUUCCAGAUACUCGUAGAAAAAGAAAAGAAAAAGUAGUUAACGGGGACAAACCCCCCCCCCCCCCCCCCCCAGGGAAGACCCCCAACCAUUCCGACAGUAUGUGCAUGCAGCGAAGAAACGAAGCGGUAUUAAACUACAGAGAUGCUCCACAGAGCGUUAUUGGCCAUUCCAGCAAUUUUUUUUGUUUUAAUUCGUUAAUGGUUUUGCGUAUUGGCUUUUUACAAGUGUAGCUUUUACCCUAUUGUCCAUUCGAGCAAGGUUUUAUGUUUUUAGCUUUAACAGAAAGAGAGAGACACACACACACGCGCGCGCAUAUCGUCAAGGUGCUUAAAUUUUGCGUGUGUUGGCCAUUUUUACUUUGUAAUACAUAAGUUGCUUCUUUUCCUGCGCUUAAUCGUAUGUUGCCGAUGGGUCUGUCUGUCUGUCCGAGUGUGUGUGUGUGUCUGAGGCUGUCUUCAUUACACUUAGUGGAUUAUUAUUGUUGUGUAGUAAAAACAAGAGAGAAAUAAACAGAAUCAGAAACAAAAAACCAA